UUUUAUAUUCAGGAGCUAGAGAAUCUCUUCUCGGAACAUUUCGGACGGACCCCUCUAAACACUCCCGCUGCAUCCCAAAUCAGUGACAAUGAAGUUCUUUCGGAUGACUCUGAUGACGACCUGCCUGUUAAUAAGGCGGUGGAUCUUGAUCAACGUGCUAUGCAGUUUCUUGAUAAAACAAACUCUUCGGACAUAGAUGCAAGUGGGGACGACACAGAAGAUGAAGACCAAAUAAAUUUGAAUGAUAUCGCAAAUGUGCCUCUUCCCGAGGAUGAUCCUGAUCUGUAUAAAAUCAGAGAAACCAUGGUACAGGGAUGCGGCUGUAAGAACAUGUGCCUCUCUCUGUUUAGCAAUGAUGUUUUAUAUACUCACAUCCUUAACAUGAGGGAGAUGUCAAAGGAAGAGAAGGACAUGUAUGUCAUGGGUUCUCUUGUAGACAACAGUAAGGAGACAACCAAACGCGGAAAGAAGAGACUGCGUUCACGACAAACAUUCAUGUUUUCUGGUGAGAAAGUGUGCAAGAAAACUUUUAUGCUUGCUUAUGACAUUGGUAAGCGCUUUCUUCGAUACGUUUUAACACACAUGAAUACACAUGGGGUAACACCACGCAAACAUGGAAAAACUGGGAAGAAACCUAGUCAUUCACCUAAAUAUUGUGAUAUUAGGUCAGUGGUCCAAUUUGUUUCUAAUUUUGCUGAUGACUUUGGACUACGACAACCAGCUGCUCCAAGAGGACGAGACGAUGUUCCUCCAAUAUACAUCCCAUCAGACAUGACAAAAAAAGCUAUUCAUGAUAAUUACGUGGAAACCUGCCCUAAUGAACGGCAUGUACAAUACUCCACAUUUUGCAACGUUUAG
Molecule: messenger RNA, 858 nt
Organism: Saccostrea cuccullata (small rock oyster)
Lineage: Eukaryota; Metazoa; Mollusca; Bivalvia; Ostreida; Ostreidae
Exons: 1
Source: RefSeq, a predicted model, not a curated record